Dermacentor silvarum is the source of this 1640-nucleotide messenger RNA. Its product is annotated as leucine-rich repeat and fibronectin type-III domain-containing protein 4. The coding region runs from base 198 to 1190 and encodes 330 amino acids. The transcript is spliced from 3 exons. The record is from RefSeq and is a predicted model, not a curated record. NCBI's taxonomy places the organism in Eukaryota, Metazoa, Arthropoda, Arachnida, Ixodida, Ixodidae.
CUCCCGCGCGCGUUGUUUUUACUCAGAUAGGCUCGAGAGAGGGUUCAACGACUCCCAAGGACUGGAGGGGGUCGAUUCUUAUCGCGGUUUCAUUUAAGCGGAAGCCAAUGUUUACUAACAGCCACUGCGAAACCCUCCGACUACGCCUCGGAGCUUGUACCAGAGAGAACUUGUGAGGUGCGUCAGGCAGUCAAGCCAUGUUGUCCGGUGCCCUGCUGGUCACCGUAGCGGCCUUCGCCGUCGCGGAGACCGAUCCGUCGUGCACAGAGUCCCACAGACAGUCUUAUCAGGUCCAGAACAUCCACUGUUCCGGCUUCGACAACCCCGAGCUACUGUGGAACGCCGUUCCGAGAGACCUGGACUUGCCGAAGACGAGACUCGUCCUCCGGGACAGCGUCCUGGACUACUUUCUUCCGCAGACGUUCGCCGAGACCAACGCCACCCACCUCAAGCUGAGCAACGUCACCGUGGGCAGAUACGUGCGGGGUUGGUUGCAGCGAUACUAUCCCUUCGAAGGGCUCGAGGACACGCUCGAGGUUUUCGAGCUUGCGGACGACAGCACGUUCCCGGAUAGCUGGACCCUGCUGAGCGACAUGCGGUUGCUCACGGAACUCAGGCUGGUCAACAUGAACGGCCUGAAACUGUCGAGCAACUUUGCCCAGCUGCCGCGUACGCUGAGCCACGUGGCGGUGAUAAGGUCGACCAUAGAGAGCGUUGACGACGACUGGCUGGCGUCGCUAACGAACUUGGAGAAAGUAUCCGUGAUCAAGUGCAACUUGGUGAAGUUCUCGCGCACGAUGCUGCCGCGUCCUGCGCCCAAGCUGUGGCGACUCAUACUCGACCACGCCAACCUGACUUCGCUGCCGCUGGACUUUGCCGAAGAGCUCCCGGGACUUCUGGAAGUCGGGCUGCGACACAACUUGAUCACGUCUUUCAGAGACGCCACACUUUUGCCGCUGGCUCGAAACGGAACAAGGGUCAGCCUAGUAGGAAACCCCUUGCAGUGCGACUGCAAAGCGGCAUUCCUCCUCGACUUGCCGGACGACUGGCACUACCCGACCUGCGCUGCUCCCGAUUCCUUGCUCAAUAGAAACAUCAAGGAGCUGACCUCUGUUCAGCUAAGCUGCGACGCCACCACAGGUCCCUUGGCUGAAGCGACCUCUACGGAAGAAGGAAACGAGACUUCUUAACCGUAAAACGCCGGUGUAUUGCUUCGAACGCGCAAUAAUAAGAAAGAUUUAGCGUAUAUCGCCAAAUGCAGGUGCUGCAGGCUUUCACGUCUUCCAGGAACGAGCAGAAACUCACUUUGCUUAUAGCUUACGCCAUCACUAGAAGCUGGGUAUGCGCUCUGCAUGACUCAAGACAUCUUCCCUGAGUUGACAGCGAAGAAAUAAACGAAAAUCAUUCAGCGGUAAAGCGUGUUAUUGUGUCGAAGAGUGACAUCAGAUCAUUUUCUAACCUUCUCGAAUUUGCUUCGGUGUCUAUUGUAAAACAUAUUCAGCGAAGAAAGAAUGCAUAGGAGAUGCAUUUCAUAGCGGGAAGGCAGGUUCAGCUUCAACUAAUGUUGGAAACGACAUAAAAGCCGAAGAACGCCAAACGAUAACUUAUAAGGCACACUUUGAAUCAAAAUUGCUUUAUUG